This is a messenger RNA of Salmo salar (Atlantic salmon), 1960 nucleotides long. RefSeq names its product mitogen-activated protein kinase 14a (gene mapk14a). NCBI's taxonomy places the organism in Eukaryota, Metazoa, Chordata, Actinopteri, Salmoniformes, Salmonidae. Gene Ontology annotation, molecular function: ATP binding; MAP kinase activity. The record is from RefSeq and is a predicted model, not a curated record. Gene Ontology annotation, biological process: protein phosphorylation.
UAGAUCUCAUUUCGCGACAUUUUGUUGUUGCAGCAUAGGAGCGAGGUGUAUGUAACAUAGUGAAAUCCCGGUAGCCUGAACACAAAUCGGAGUAGAAACGCUUUCUCACCGUCAUUUAAAUAAUUGUGCACCUCGCUACGAACGAACAUUACAAACCGCAUCUACUAAAGUUGAUACGAGUUUCCGAGCAGUUUUUUAAACAAGCUAGUGCAGUAGUUAGCGAACUUACGUUAGUUGCACGAGUCUAGUUGACACCUUUGACCAACAAAAAGAAGAAGUCACAACUUGCAGUUUGAGGGUUGUUCUGCAGGAAUGUCGCUGAAAGAAAGACCCACGUUUUAUCGACAGGAGGUGAACAAGACGAUUUGGGAGGUACCAGAACGCUACCAGACGUUGUCUCCAGUCGGGUCCGGGGCCUACGGAUCAGUUUGCUCGUCAUAUGAUGAGAAGACCGGUCUGAAGAUCGCAGUGAAGAAGCUCUCCCGGCCAUUCCAGUCCAUUAUCCACGCCAAGAGGACCUACAGAGAGCUACGUCUGCUCAAGCACAUGAAACAUGAGAACGUGAUCGGCCUUCUAGAUGUCUUCACACCUGCAACUAGUCUGGAGGAGUUCAAUGACGUGUACCUGGUGACCCACCUGAUGGGAGCAGACCUCAACAACAUAGUCAAGUGUCAGAAACUCACAGACGAUCACGUGCAGUUCCUCAUAUACCAGAUCCUCCGGGGAUUAAAGUAUAUCCACUCAGCAGAUAUCAUUCACAGAGACCUGAAACCCAGCAACCUGGCUGUGAAUGAGGACUGUGAGCUGAAGAUCCUGGACUUUGGGCUGGCGAGGCACACCGACGACGAGAUGACGGGUUACGUUGCCACACGCUGGUACCGGGCACCAGAGAUCAUGCUGAACUGGAUGCACUACAACAUGACAGUGGACAUUUGGUCUGUGGGAUGCAUCAUGGCUGAACUCCUCACUGGCAGAACGCUGUUUCCCGGUACUGACCACAUUGAUCAGUUGAAGCUAAUAAUGCUGCUCGUCGGGAUGCCAGGGCCUGAGCUCUUGAUGAAAAUCUCUUCAGAGUCUGCCAGGAACUACAUCAACUCCUUGCCACAGAUGCCCAAGAGGAAUUUUUCUGACGUGUUCAUCGGUGCCAACCCACAAGCUGUGGACCUGCUGGAGAAGAUGUUGGUUCUGGACACAGAUGAGAGGAUAACGGCUGCCGAGGCUUUGGCCCACCCCUACUUCUCCCAGUACCACGACCCAGAUGACGAGCCUGAGGCUGACCCCUACGACCAGAGCUUUGAGAGCCGUGAGCUGGAGAUCGAGGAAUGGAAACGAUUGACCUAUGAGGCGGUGUGCGAUUUUGAGCCACCUAUCUUUGAUGGAGACGACAUGGAAUCGUGAUUUGGAUAAUUUGAUUUCUACAAGCCCCUCCCCCUCAGCCCCUACAACUUUAUAUCACUGAGGUUCCCACUUAUCAUACGACCUUUUGGGAAAACAAUAUCAUCCGAGUGCCUACAAACGUUUGUCUUUUGUUAUAUUUCUGAAGCUGGCGCGCUCUCUCCCCCCAUUCUGACUUGUAAAUGUGUUGCAAGAGAAACGCAACUAAAAUAGCCUGGUCCCAGAUCUGUGCUGUGGCAUGACAAUGGCCAUGGGAGUUGGCUAUUCAGCACAAACAGGUCUUGGAACAUGCAAAAACGAAAAAUGGGGGAAAGGAGAUUUUCAAGGACUGAAUAUCUAUAUUUACUACAAUGUAUUUUCAAGGCAGAAACCGAGGCAAGCAACAACCAACCACUUAUACCAUUAUUUGUUCAUUGCUGGAAAAUGCCAUGCUUCUGUUAUUAUUCUGUCUAUAUGUAUGUUUUUAAAUGGCACCUUAUUUACUAUAUAGGAAAUGGGGUGCCAUUUGGGAUGAAAUCUAUAUUUCAACUACACUGAUCAAAAAUAUAAACGCAACAUACAACAA